This is a messenger RNA of Odocoileus virginianus texanus, 7880 nucleotides long. The record is from RefSeq and is a predicted model, not a curated record. NCBI's taxonomy places the organism in Eukaryota, Metazoa, Chordata, Mammalia, Artiodactyla, Cervidae.
UGGAAUCUUAGCCUCUGGACCACCAGCAAAGCUCUCAUUGUGGUUUUUAUUUGAAUCCCCCUAAUGACGAAAGAUACUGAGCAUAUUUUCAUGUGUUCUUGAUAAAAUGUCUAUACAAAUCUUUAGACCACUUUUUAGUUGGGCUGUUUUCUGUUUAUUAGGAAGUUGUAAAUGUUCUUUGUAUAUUCUGAAUUUAAUCCUUUAUCAGAGAUAAAUGUGAUAUGCAAAUAUUUUCCCCCAGAAUCUUUUCAGUGUCCUCCCUCAUAACUGUCUUUUAUCUAUUACUGCAACUGCGGCUCACCCACCAAAUACUGCUUUUCCUCCAGUGGGGAUAAGCCAUAAUGGAUUUCUUGUUAUCAAGUAAAGUUUAAGUGAAGUCAAGAAGAGAAAAACCACAUAACUCUCCCACAGAGGAACAUGAAAUUACGGAUGUCUUUCAUGGAAACCCCCUGAAACAUUUCCAUGAGAAGUUAAAUUCAAGAAAAUAAGGUAUACUGAAAUCUAAGGGUCAUUAUUAAAAGGUUUAGAAAACUGCUUCAACCCCAGUAAACUUUAAUAAAAGAAAGUAGGGUUUCACCUCCUUGCCUUACUUUAAAAAGCCUGCAACACUGGCACCCAAAAAGGAGGGUGUCUAAGAAGGUGUCUAUUGUCUAUGAUCCAUAAAGCAAUGAACACUUUUUGACUACUAUGUACCAUAUAACCUGAUGAUUCAAGGUGAGACAUGGACAGGGCGUCUAAACUCUCAAGAGAUGACUGAUAGUGGGGAGGAAAUCACUCAACAUUUGGACACCACUUUUUCCAUCUACUAUCAAAUCCAGCAUCCAAAUGUCAUGUGCCACUAGGGAACAGAAGAGAAGGCCAGAAUAACAGACAAAGAAAUACAUGCCUCUCCACAGGCUGCCCAAUUCUUCAAUAUGCUUUUGCUUUGAAAGUACUCUGAGCCUGCUGACCAGCAGACAUAACUGCUUACGCAACCAGUAAAUUACUUUGGACUUGGAGGGGAUGAGGUUACUUGGGGUCUCUCUGCAGCUUUGUGGUAUUUAUAAGCAGUAUUGCUUAGGAGGCAUGACAGUCUCACACGGUUUCAUUUCAUGAGAAACAGCGUGACUUCCCUUAGAGUGAAUCCUUCCCAAAAGACAUCUGACUUCAGCAGCACACUUUGCAAAUCAGUUCCCAGGAUCUCUUCUCUCUUUGAUCAACACCUGAGGGAAGUCAGAAAACGGGGAGCAGACACGGAGCAGACUGCCAAAGGAGAAGUGGGGGGACUGUCACCAUUUAACAUGUGCUGCAUGCACAUGCGACCUUGGGCAAUCGUGAGCAAAAAAAGACUGUGAGGAAUCUGAAGCUCAGAAAGAUUUGAGGUUUCAGCCAAAAUUUCAAAAACUAGUCACUCAAAGCCGAUUUAAUUAUUCACUCCUAGCCAGACUUUGAGGUUGGAUGGAGAACAGUUAUCAUAGAGAAAUACAGGGACUUCAAGAUAAAGGUUCAAGCAGUGAUAAAUUCUGAACGGGAACCUAUGUUGGAAGAAAACAUAGAAGCCCACAAAAACCUGAGUUCCACCGGGGAUUUUUUUUUUUUUUAGAGCCUUCAGUCCAGUUCGAAAAAGCUUAAGUGACAUGAUGAAGUCAGUCAGCUAGUUAGUGUAAAGCCAGAACUAGAAGCCCAGAGAUUAUAAGACUGGGUCCUGAAGGUAGUUGAGUUUAUAAAACUCUUAACAUACAUCGGUCCAAGAUCUUUUAACUAACUUUUAACAAUCUCCAAUUGCAUAUAAGUCUCAUCAGAGAUGCAUUUAAAUACACGUGCUGAGCUUCAGGUCGACGGGGUGGGGUAGGAUGAAGCAGAAGCAGUAUGGCCAGACACAGGCUAACGUGUCCUGAAAACACUCUUGGACCCAGGUUCCUAUAGACGAUGUCACAUAAUUCUUGCCACAGUUCUGUUGUAUGAUUAUUUCCACUCUCAUGUCAGAGAGGAGAACACCGAGUCACAGAGAUGUUAAGUAACUUUCCCAGGGCCACACAGCAGCAUUCGGAUGGAGAAGGCAUACACAGAAAUGUCCCAUGCUUCCUGGCAGGUGGAAAAAAUACAGAAAAAUAGACAAGUCUUACGUGGCACAGUUGUUCAUAACAAAACAAUAGGCCUUUUCUUAAUCAAGAGGCAUUUAGUUUUUCUUUUUUUUUAAGUGAAGGUCAAAGUACUAUGUAUUCAAAUUCCUACUCAACUGUUUUUGUUUUUUGUUUUUUCUUUUUUCCCCUAGAAAUCAAACCAGGAAUAACCUAUGCUGGCCCCUUGACGGAAUUGUCCCCGAGUGUUUCCUGACACAGAUUUCUGCUUUCAGUCCCUCACAACUAAAGAAUGGGGCUCAACUUGACACUUGCAAAAUUACCAGAUGAUGAACCGCGUGGCCCAGGGAAUCACACCCCAAGUAACACGAGCGACCGACUCGCAAGGAACGCCACCGUUCACAACGAAUUCGACACUAUCGUCUUGCCUGGGCUCUACCUCGUUAUAUUCGUGGCAAGCAUCUUGCUGAAUGGUCUAGCAGUAUGGAUCUUCUUUCACAUUAGGAAUAAAACCAGCUUCAUAUUCUAUCUCAAAAACAUAGUGGUGGCCGACCUCAUAAUGACGCUGACGUUUCCGUUUCGCAUCGUCCAUGACGCGGGACUGGGACCGUGGUACUUCAGGUUCAUCCUCUGCAAAUACUCCUCGGUUCUAUUUUACGCCAACAUGUAUACUUCCAUCGUGUUUCUGGGGCUGAUCAGCAUCGAUCGCUACCUGAAGGUGGUAAAGCCAUUUGGCGACUCUCGCAUGUACAGCAUAACCUUCACAAAGGUUCUGUCUGUCUGCGUCUGGGUGCUCAUGGCUGUCCUGUCCUUGCCAAACAUCAUUCUAACCAACGUCCAGCCAACCAGGGAAAAUAUUCAUGAGUGCACGCAACUCAAGAGUCCUCUGGGAGUGGAAUGGCAUCACGCCAUCACUUACGUCAACAGCUGCCUGUUCGUGGUCGUGCUGGUGAUACUGAUCGGGUGUUACAUAGCCAUUUCCAGGUACAUCCACAAAUCCAGCAGGCAAUUCAUAAGCCAAUCAAGCCGAAAGCGAAAACAUAACCAGAGCAUCAGAGUGGUCGUGGCUGUGUUCUUUACCUGCUUUCUACCCUAUCACUUGUGUAGGAUUCCCUUCACUUUCAGUCACUUGGACAGACUUUUAGAUGAGUCGGCACACAAGAUCCUGUAUUACUGCAAAGAAAUGACACUUUUCUUGUCUGCGUGCAAUGUGUGCCUGGACCCCAUCAUUUACUUUUUCAUGUGUCGCUCAUUUUCAAGAAGGCUAUUCAAAAAAUCAAACAUCAGAACAAGGAGUGAAAGCAUCCGAUCACUACAGAGUGUCAGAAGAUCCGAGGUCCGCAUAUACUAUGAUUAUACUGACGUGUAGGAAUUCAAGGUCCCAAGGCCCGCUCCUGUUUGCCAGUAUGUACAAAGUGUAAAUAAACGUGUAUUUUCAUUACCCUUGCUUGAGCCCAUCAAAAUGUGGAUGAAAAGAGAACUGCAAUGUUAUGAAUUUGGGGUAUAAUUUGGAACUGAGGAAAACAUUAAGGCAUAAUGAAGAAAGUGAAAUUGGCGAGAUGGCAGAUGGCUGAGCAGCGGGGAUCAUGACUCAAAGUUUAAGGAGCAGAUUUCAGGGGCAGCAAAAGCCACAGCUAUGCCAGCGCACUGCAGUCAUCUUCCAGAAGUACUGAUGCUCUGAAGCCACUGUCGAGAGGACAGGAAGUAGAGAGGACUCUGUUCGACCUUGAUCCUUAAGACUUGGGAAAGAAAAUGCUGUUUCCAACACAGCUCAUUUGUUGCAGAUGUAACUCAGUAAACAUGGAUUGCUAGGUUUCUCUGUCAUUGUAUCUAUGACCUGUUCACAACGUUAGCCACAGCCCCUUGUCUAUGUUUACGUUUUAUGCACAUUAGAAAAACUGGCACAGCGCAGGAGUAGGCAAGGAGGUUCAACUGUAUUUUUUUAAGCAAUGCACUUGAAAGACUGGAGUCACUUAACUGAUUUUAAACUUAGGUUAUUUCAGAGAAGAAAAAAGUAUGACUAAGUAUUAAGACAAGUAGCUUUUGAUAAAACACUGACCUUACAGUGCCGUUAUUAUACCCCUAUGCUGAUUUUAAAUCUUAUGUGCUGGGGCAGAGAACAGAAGAUGAAGCCUUCAUUAAUAGUCAAGUACAUAUAGUUUAUUUAAAAGCCAUUUAGUACUCUUUAUUUUAUAAAAACUAUAGUUUUAAAUUAUAUCUCAUCUCCAAUAGGAAUAUCAUUCGUGUUAAACCUUCAGUUGUGGAGCUCAAUACAUCAAGUCAAAGAGAUUAAGGGUAACUUAAAAUCUUAGAAUAAUCUCUCCUUCUUCAAUAUAAACCUUUGAACCUUCAUGCUUUUUCAAAGCCUUCAGCUGCCUGACCACUGUCGAGGUUCCUAACAGGGACAAGCUGCCAGGGAAGCAGUAAAAGACCAGGAGCGAAGCCACGUUUGCUGAUGAAAAGGCAUCAUGGUUAACGAAGACAAAGCAGAUGCACAGGUGUAACGGUGCAAGGCUUCAUUUUAUUUAGACUCGUACAAACGAUCUGCAAAAUUCUGAAAAGCUAAAGUGAGCAAAAAAGAAGGAAGCAGGGCCCAAGAGUAACUCAGCCUAACAGUGACUACCAAAGUUAGGUUCAAGAGCAGAAAGGGGGUCUAAUAGGUGAGUCAGGUUUAACAGAAAGGAUGGAAGCAAAGAGGUUAAAAGAACUGUCUAAGGACCUUUAUCAGAAUAUCUAUUUCUCAUCAAGAUUCCAAUUCCAUAAACUCCAGGGGAUCUGCAGUACAUGAAUUAACACACAUCUCUCUUGGAUAUGUGCCUAGCUACCACCACCUGCUGCUCGCUGUGUUCACUAGCUGGGUUAAGAUAGCCAUGCUUAGAGUAGGUAUUUAAGAAGACAGUUUGAAAGGCUAAUUCCUUUCUCCAUUCUCCUCCUAACACCCAGGCUGAGGUACACCUGCCCCGUAUAAAGAGGAGGAGCAAUGCCACAGCUGGGAAAACCCUCAGACAGCGUGUCCUAGACUCGCCUUCCUCUGCCUGUCUCUACAUCACGGCUCACAAACAGUCCUUCAAACCAUCACGAAUCUGUCACAUGGUUAACAACUAAGCACAAAAUUUAUGAUUGGUGUGACUUCAGCAGGCGUUUAGAAGAGGAGGCUGCAGCAUUCAGCCUCCCAAGGCACAAGCCUCUGCAGAGACAACUCAACACACGGGUCAGAUAACAGAGGGGCCAGGAUAUCGGGCCACCAAGGGUGCUGGCGUCAGGGAACUAUUACACAACUAGGGCUAGAUAACCGCCGCCUACGAGAAGUCUGCCAGGCUCCAGAAGAAACGAAACAUGGGACCCAAUGAGCCUUCUGGUCAUGAUAAAGUCACUCAAGUGGAACCACACAUCCUCAAUCAACCCGUCUGUGCCCUGCCUGGGAAUCAGACAAGGGCAACACGCACAGCUGCGCCCUGAGCAGCUCAUUCAAGGAGCAGACACAGAAGCGUGGCCCCACCGAGUCCUCACUCUAAUGACUCCAACUGGUCUGCGAAAAACAGCCCAGAGCUCACCGCUGUGCGCCACACGUUAACUGGACAGACAUGCAGCUCUCUACAGCAUGAUGGCCCCAAACCGCAGAAAACCUUCUCAGUCGCACCACCAAGGAAACUAAAUUGCCAAAGAUGACCACACAACACUCACACGAACCAGAGGAAUACACAAGUGUGCUUAGCUAGUAGCAGCUGGCUAGACAGCGAAGGAGACUGAGUCUGCAAAUUUCAGGUAUGGCUUACUCGUUGGGCAAAAAAAUAAACAGGAAAAACAAAAACAAAAAACUAAAAAAAACCCUGCAUUCAGUUUAACCUCAGACAAGCUCCCUGAAGUCUCCCCACCACAAAACCUUCCCCUAAACUUGCGAGCACCUGGUCCUCCCACACAUCACACAGCUGAACAGGCGACAUCUGUUUAUCGGAAGAACUCUGGGGAAAUUUAUCAAGCUGAUACACGUUCACACACGGAGGCAUGGGAAAGUCUUCUGCCUUAUAUAUGAGUUGACCUGAGUUCCAUGCUAGCAGAACCGCCUGCUGGUGGCCUAUCAAACAUACACUGCACAUCUGUUUGAUUAUUAAAGAAAAGGGCAUGCUGACAAGAAGUAAAGGAUGUCCAUGUCAAAAAUAAAGAGUAAAUGCCUCUCUUCCUGGGACAUCAAUGCUGGUGUUCUGUUGAUGAUAAGACUCUCCUCCCAGAUGCCAAGUCCAUACUGAUUCGCUGUGUAUGUGCGGAAUUUUUUUCUUUUUUUUUUUUGAAACCUUGAAGGAAUGCAUCCCUGGAUUGUUUUAUGUUCUUUGUUCUGACAUCAAACUGCACUGAAAACCAUGUUCCUUUGGAGUGAUUCCUCAGAGUUAUCUGAGAGGCUGUGCCCCAGACUUUAUUCCUCAGUUUGGCUCAAAUAAAACUCUUUUCCAUUCCUAUUACAGGUUCUUUAUUAUUUUCCUCAACAUAAUCAAAAUGAAGUAUUUACUCUCUACAUCCGUUAAGUCUCAUUCUGACCAAAGCUUCUCUCAGUGGCUUCUGAAGACUCGUUUUCCUAACUUGCUCAAAUGAUUUACUAAAAAGCUGAGCAGAGUGCUAAGCAAAUAAAUCGUCUUAUGAAGUAGUGCACUACCCUCCAGCAGGAGUCACCGACCUCUGGGAUCUAACCUCUGGCGAUCAGAGGCGGAGCUGAUGGAAAAGUCAUAGAAAUAAAGGGUGCAAUAAACGUCAUGGGCUGAAUCAUCCCCAAACCACCCCCGAUUCCCAGUCCAUGGGAAAAUUUUCUUUCAGGAAACUGGUCCCUGAUGCCGAAAAGGUCAGAGACUGCUACUCCAAGGGACUCAUCCUGUGUGUGCUCAGACGCCCAGUCAUGUCAGAUUCUGUGAACCCCAUGGACUAUAGCCCGCCAGGCUCCUCUGUCCAUGGACUUUCCCAGGCAAGAAUACUGGAGUGGGUUGCCAUUUCCUUCUCCAGGGGAUCUUCCCGACCCAGGGACUGAACCCACCAUUCUUGCAUCUCCUGCAUUGCAGGUGGGUUCUUUACCAGUGAGCCACCUGGAAACCCCAGGAAGCCCAUCGCAUUUAUCUUUACCCACAGGACCAGACACGACAGUUGGGGGGACAUUCCCUGCCUCUCUCCCACGUGGAUAAUACAUGUUCACUCAACAAACAUUUCUCAGUGCCUGCGACAGGAGUGGGCAACAGAGAUUGCCACUGCGCAUUCUGGCUGGGAUGGACAUUAAAAAAGGCGACAUAGGAAGAACAUGAACAACGCCAAGACACUAGAGACACGCCCAGAAUUAGUGACAGGUGAGUCUUAAGAGCAAAUGGGAGCAGAAUGAAAUAAAGAGAAAGGAUAUUAUUUUGGAGGCUCAGAGGGAUAAAAGAAAAUAGCCGCUUCUGCUUCAUGGCCAUCUUCUCAAAAAACUAUGCCUACAGGAGGAAAUACACGCACUGAGAUUUUAUUUUUGUGACAGUGAGUUCUCAAUUUUGACUCUUUGCUAAUAUCAUGGACUGAAAUUAAUUCAGUCUGAUUCUUAAGGUUAUAUCUAUUAUUAGCAACAAAGAAAAUUUUUUUGAGUAAUUCAACUAACUGAGACUAGGCAUUCGACUCAUGACUCAAUAUUAGUGCCUACUUCAAAGUGAGGUGUUUGUUAGUCGACAAAACAUGUAAAUAUUGCUCAUAUCAGUUCUUUUUAUAAACUGUCACCUCUGCCAAUCUUCCAGUAGGGGGAGAUAUUGUAACAGACAUUUGUGUCUCCAAUUACAACUUUCGCAUAAAGGGGAGCACACAACUGCCAAUGAA